AUGAGGAGCAAUUGCCAAGAAAGUCCUUCCAACAACAACCCUUCACCGUCUUCCGAGUCUUCAAAGAAAAAGAACGCGCGUAUUACAUUUGCUUCCAGCCACGACACAGCAGAUGAAAGUGGUGGUGCCAACACGACGGCAACAACCCCUUCAUCAAAGGAGCAAACCAGACAACGAAAGAAAGCAAUAACAUUCAAGGAAGAUGCUUAUGGAGAACCAAUUACCAAGCCAAUCUCGAUUCAUUCAACAAUGCGAGAAGGUGAUGAAUCAUCCUUCAUUCCAAGAACUCCUCCGAAGAAUUUAAUGGCCAGCAAUUCUCUCCGAAUGAAAUAUUUAGAGGAUGAUGAUGAUGAAGUCUCCGAUGAAGAACACGAUGGCUCAGAAGAAUACCCACAGAAUAACGAUCGUGCAUCAUCCACAAUCACCAUCCGAACCACCUCCGUAGGCUUGAUGGAUUUGGACGAAGAAACUGAGGCAACACCUUCCCCAGUUGGCAAAUUGAAAAGCUCAAAAACCUUUGUGCCAACAUCGUCUUUUGAAAAAGAACAUACUCCUCCUUCACUUGUUCGUUCAGUCACAAGAUCUAAUUUCACACGAAAACCCAUGAGACCUUCCUUGUCUUUUUAUGGAGAGAUAUUGACCACUCCUACUUCAUCAAAAAAGCACAAAACAAUGGAAAUGAAAAGAAGAAACUCAAUUCGAAGAAUGAAAUCGGUAUUUGACUUUGGGAACGAAGAACCACAUCACAAUUUUGCAUUUUACGACCAUGAGAGAGGUGCGUUUAUUGGAACCGAAGAAGAUGAGAUGGAUGAAGUAGGUCCAGUUGAAGAUACUGAGAUGAGCGAGGAAGACAAGCAAAAAUUUGCAUAUAGAGCCAAAAUGGCGUUCAGAAAAGCAUAUGAACAAAUUAAGUCUAUUAUCCUGUCACUCACACGAUUUUUUUAUAUUGUUACUAUUGGAUUUAUAUUAUUUUCACUGUUCAACUUUUUCUCAGUUUUGAGUUGGAUCUCAAUUUUUGGAAUGGAGUAUGGAAAGGGAUUGUUCAGACUUUCAUUCUUUGUUUUAAAUCCCUUCAAGAAGAAACUAGUGUUUUCUAAUAUUGAUAAUGGAAAAUCAACAGAAGAGAGAGCUUUGCUCAGUGAUGACACUAGUAAUCACUCCACAAGCGAACCAAGAUCUAAGAAAGCCAUUCAUGUGAUAUGGUUUAUGCUAUUCGGACUUCCUUUGACAUUCAUACAAGGAUUUAUUGCCGUAUUAUGCUGGUUUCCAGUAAUUUCUUGCCCAAUAUCAAAGUUAAUUUUCAAUAUCAACAAAAAUAUGUUCUUUCUUAGAUUUAGACAUGGAAUAAUAGUUAAGAAUGAGAAAUUGGAUCGAUCUAUCAAUGGCGAAUCAACUACAACGAGUGAUGAUUCCUCAGAAGAUGAUUCCUCUAUUCGAAUGACAUCACCUUUUUCGUUUUCAGCUUUCAAAUGGAGACUAUUCUCUAUCAAUGUACCCCUUCUUAAUUUAUUAAUUACCAUACCUAUAACCUUAGGUCUGCAUUAUGGAUUGGAUGAAGAAUUAUCCUCCAAGUAUAGUAUGCUCAUAUUCGUACUUUCUAUUGUGAGUGCAAUGCCUUUGGCAAUAAUCAUUGGACAUUGUGUUGAGUCCAUUGUUGCUCAAACCAGCUUUAUAUUUGGUUCCAUGAUUAAUGCGACAUUUGGUACCAUUAUUGAAUUGAUUUUAUAUUUCUUGGCAUUGUAUAAGGAGUUACAAGGAGUUGUUAUGCAAUCAAUCACUGGAGCUUUGUUGGCAGCAAUUUUGUUAACACCUGGCGUUUCAAUGGUUUUUGGAGGACUAAGGUACAGAGAACAAUACUUUAAUCGAUACGCAGCAGGUGUAUCUUCUAUUUUACUUUUUAUCGCCGUCGUAGGAGCUUUCUUACCAUGUGUGUAUUUCAUCUUUUUCGGCGCACAAGAGUUGAGGUGUGGACAAUGUUUAAGCGGUCUUCCCUAUAACCGCACGAUUGAGGAGCCGGAUUUGUCAAUUAACUCUUUGAUGUACCUGAAAAGUGCAAAUUCAAACCAGGAUUGGAGCUGGGUAGAGAAAGCUAAAACAACCUUUAAAAAGCUUUACGGAAAAAAGUACAAAAAACAUGUGACUACUUUGCAUGGCAAGAGAGUUUCAGACAUUACAAAGAAACAAUCCAUUAGCACAAUUUAUGGCCAGGAUAUUGAAAUUGUUCCAUAUGCCACAGAAGAAAUCGCAAAAGUCUCUUCAUUUCACACACUCCUUGCGAUACCUAGCAUUUUGCAAGUAUCAAACUUCACACCAAUUUCUAAUCACACUAACAGCACCUACAGUAUUAGAUGUGUUGGCUGUGACCUUUCCUUAGAAGAUUUUAUUCAUGAACCGUUGUACCAAAAUAAGGUUAGACCAUUGGCAUUCACUACGGCCAUAAUUCUUCCCUUUGCUUACAUUUUUGGAUUAAUAUACAGUCUAAGGACGCACAGAUUUUUAAUGCAAAAGCCACCAAAGAAAGCUUUUUCAGGAGAGCCUGCUUCAUCAAACGAAGCAAGCGCACCUGAAAAGAGUCGUGACAACUCUGCCACAGAAAAACAUGAAGAAACAAACAACAAUAGUGAAGAAGAAGAGGAACCGAUCAAGCAGCUUCAUUCAAAAGGACACGAACCGAAAGAAGAAGAGCAUCAAGAAAUGGAAGAUGGUAUAUGGCCAAUUUGGAUAGCAAUACUUGUGUUAAUAGUGUGCACAGCCGCGUACAGUUUUGUGGCUGAAGUGAUGACCUCAUCUCUAGAGCCUGCUUUUGACAGUAUUGGCGUAAACUCUCAAUUUGCUGGAUUGACAUUCGUAGCGAUUUUACCUUCUCUUGGAGAAUUUCUGAAUGCCAUUCAAUUUGCUUUAAAUGACAAUGUGACGUUGGCACUUGAAAUUGGCAAUGUUGCAGCUAUUCAAAUUUCUCUUCUGCAAAUUCCAAUAUUGGUUCUUGGGUCGUUUUUAUUCUUUGGAGGCAAUCAGAAAAUGGUGUUCUCUCUAGAGUUUCCUCUUUUCAAUUUGUUGGCCAUAUUUUUCUCUGUUUUGAUGUUGAAUAUAAUUUCAAGGGAUGGACGUUCAAAUUACUUCCAUGGAUUGAGUCUGGUGUUUGUUUACGUAUUUAUUGUAGUGGGCUUUUUCUUUAUUUACUUUUAA
Molecule: messenger RNA, 3186 nt
Organism: Naegleria fowleri
Lineage: Eukaryota; Heterolobosea; Eutetramitea; Acrasida; Naegleriidae
Exons: 4
Coding region: 1-3186 (1061 amino acids)
Biological process (GO): intracellular calcium ion homeostasis; calcium ion transmembrane transport
Cellular component (GO): membrane; endomembrane system
Molecular function (GO): calcium:proton antiporter activity
Source: RefSeq, a predicted model, not a curated record